UCAUUUUUAGCUUAAAAAACAUUAAUAUUAAACAAAGUUUAAAUUUAAUUAGAAAAAACAAACCAUUCGAUUAAGUAAAUAAAUGAAUAAUAAUUAAUAAAAAAAAGUGUGAAAUAAAAUUAUACUUGAGAAAAAUGCUAAAGGGUAAAGGACAACGAUCCUUUGAGGAAGUAUGGCCUGAUAUGCGUAUUAUUGUUCUGAAACUUUUGAAGCAGGAAACAGUAUCACAAGUUGAGUGGCAGGAUUUAUUUUAUGGCGUCCAUUUGGUGUGUUUGUGGGAUGAAAAAGGAGCUGCCAAAAUCUACGAUUGUCUGCGCAAUGAUGUGGUGGAGUUUAUAGCCCAUGCCCAGCGAAAAGUGCAGUCACAACGCGGCGAACAUGCUUUGCUAACGACCUACAUAAUAGAAUGGCGUAAGUUUUUUACACAAUCCAGUUACCUGCCUUUGCCUUUUCGACAAUUGGAGCAUUGGUUUCAAUUGAAACAACCCUCCUCAAGCUGUUCAUCAACUUCCGCCUCAAGUUCCUCGGCAGCAGCUGCCUCGACAUCGUCGGCUGCCGCUGGCACCUCAUCAUCGUCUUCAGCUAAUAACAAUAAUAAUAAUAACAACAAUAACAAAAAGAAUCCCACCGAAGACAGUAUUGUUCGGAAACUAAUGUUGGAUUCUUGGAAUGAGCACAUUUUUAAAGACAUCAAAGAUCGUCUACAAGAAUCGGCAAUGAAAAUUGUACAUGCCGAGCGCAACGGUGAUGCCUACGAUGCCCAGCUGGUGAUUGGUGUUAGGGAAAGCUAUGUUAAUCUCUGUUCUAAUCCCGAAGAUAAACUACAGAUCUAUAGAGAAAACUUUGAGGCAGCUUAUUUAAAAGCCACGACUUCAUUUUAUCGCCUUAAGGCCACAGAACAGCAACAGGCGAAUGGCGUCUUGGCCUUUAUGAAAUAUGCCGAUUCCAAAUUAAAAGAGGAGGAAUCAAGGGCUAAACGUUAUUUGGAACCCAGCAGCUAUGCCAUAUUGGCACAAACUUGUGUUAAGGUUUUGGUGGGCGAUCACAUGAACACCAUUAUAGCCGAAUGUGCGCCGCUCAUCAAAGAAUACGAAACAGAUCGUUUGAAUCUAAUGUUUCGUCUCUUGGAUCGUGUACCCAAUGGGGUGGAUACUAUGUUACGUGAUUUGGAAAAUCAUAUUGUUUCAGCUGGCCUAGCCGAUAUGUUGUCCGCCUCUGAAAUCAUCACUCAAGACUCGGAAAAAUAUGUAGAACGUCUACUCGAACUAUUUACCAAGUUUAGUACUCUGGUUAAGAAUGCAUUCAACGAUGAUCCUCGUUUCCUAACGGCUCGCGAUAAGGCAUUUAAAACGGUAGUUAAUGAUACUAGUGUUUUCAAAUUAGAAUUGCCAACGGGUAUACAAAAUCGUGGUGUUAAAUAUACAGCUCCUGAGAGUAAAUGUCCUGAACUAUUGGCCAAUUAUUGUGACAUGUUGUUGCGUCGUACACCGCUGAGUAAACGCUUGACCAGCGAACAAAUUGAUGCACGUUUAAGAGAUGUUCUGUUGGUGCUGAAAUAUGUUAAUAAUAAGGAUGUGUUUAUGCGUUAUCAUAAAGUUCAUUUAACGAGAAGACUAAUAUUAGGUACUAGUGCUGACAGCGAAAAGGAAGAAGAUAUAGUUGAAUGGUUGCGUGAAGUUGGUAUGCCAGCCGAUUAUGUCAAUCGUUUAGCACGCAUGUUCCAAGACAUAAAAGUCAGUGAAGACUUAAAUACUCAAUUUCGCAAUUCGACUGGACGUCAUGAUGCCAUUAAUAUUAAAAUUCUUAAUGCCGGUGCAUGGGCUCGCUGUUCCGAACGUGUUUCGGUAAGUUUGCCUCUAGAACUGGAAGACUAUAUACCCGAUGUGGAAGAAUUCUAUAAGAAAAAACAUUCCGGCCGUAAACUUCAGUGGUAUCAUCACAUGAGUAAUGGCACAAUAACAUUUGUUAAUAAUUUUGGUCGCUAUGAUCUCGAUGUCACAACAUUUCAAAUGGCAGUACUAUUCGCUUGGAAUCAAAGGCCACAAGAUAAAAUAUCAUAUGAAAAUUUACGUUUAGCAACUGAAUUGCCAGAUCCCGAAUUAAGACGUACUUUAUGGUCUCUGGUACAAUUUCCUAAAUUGAAAAAACAAAUUCUAUUAAUGGAGCCGAAUUGUCCAACACCGAAAGAUUUUGCUGAGAAUACAUUAUUUUAUGUAAAUCAAGAAUUUGCAGUGGUUAAAAAUAAUAAAUCACAACGCAGAGGAAAGCUUAAUCUAAUUGGUCGCUUACAAUUAAGUACUGAACGUUCUAUACAAGAAGACAAUCAAUCUAUAGUUCAGUUGCGUAUACUACGUGUCCAAGAGGCCAUUAUAAAAAUAAUGAAAAUGCGUAAACGUAUGAAUAAUGCAACAUUACAGGCCGAAUUGAUUGAUAUUUUGAAAAACAUGUUUUUACCGUCGAAAAAAAUGAUUAAAGAACAAUUAGAGUGGCUGAUCGAACAUAAGUAUAUGCGUCGUGAUGAUGACGAUAUCAAUACUUUCAUAUACAUGGCUUAAGUAUAAUUUAUUCUAAAAUUUCUUUCUACGUUUAUUUUUUACAUAUUUAUAUACAUACAUAGUACAUACAUACAUCUACAGAUAGAGAGAGAAUCUUAAUUAAGAAUGCUCGGGUUAUUAAAUUUUACAUUUUCUUUUAAUUUAACAUUAGGUUUACAGUUUAUAUUUUAAUUUACUUUACACUUACACUCAAAUGAGAAAAACAAAUACCAUUAGAAGAACAAAGCAAUAGCAGAAACAUAAAUUACAGGGAAGGAAUAUUAAAAACAAAAGUAUAAAAUUCAAUAUAAAAAUUUAAAUUAAUUAAAUAAUGAAAAACUUGAUAUAGUAUAAUAAUAAACUGUAAGUGUAUAGAUGGGAAGGUUUUUAGUCUUGUUUAAAAAAAGAAAAGAAAAUAAAUAUGAUCUUAAAAAGGGAAAAUAAUAUUAAACAUCAAGACUUAAAGAAAAGUUGUGAAUAAAUAUAAUUAUUUCAUAAUAUAAUUCCAAAUUCUAAAUUAAACAUUUAUUUACUACUUCCAUACAAUACCACCACAAGAUUUUAUACUAUAUGUCCUUCCUCUUUAAAUACAAUUCGAUAUUAUCCUUCCUUUAACAUGCAAAAGAACACAAAACGAUUCUAAAGUUAUUAUGUAUUUCUCUUUACCCACUCCACAAAUAAUCAGUUCAUAAUUUAAGUAUCGGUAGUAUAUAGAUCAGAUUUUGCCUAUUUUUUUUAUUAUAAAACUACUUAUAAGGUUUAUAAUUUCUUAAAAAUAACUUGUUUUAUUUUUAAUUUUAAUAUUGUGUGUUGUUUUUUUUUCCUUUUCAUUAAGAACAUAUUCCUAAUUUUUUUUAUAAAUUUUAAGUGUUUGUGUAUUUAAAUUGUAAAUUAUAUAUAUUUUUUAAUAUCUUCCUUUUUCAACUUUAGCUUUUUUUAAUUCCACAUCUGUUCCAAUUAUGGUUGCUUAUUUUUAUUUUCGAAGAAAAAAAUUCACAAUUUAAUUGUAAUUUUUUUCUGUUAUAUUUUAAAAAUUGUAUACAUUUUAAUUUUUAUAAUUUAUAUUGCUUCAUAAAAAAAAAACUUUUUAAACAAACAAAAUCUUACGUUAUAUUUUAUUUUAUUCCUUAAACUUCUUACAAUCUUUAAUAUAAAUCCAAGAAAGAACAUCUACCAGGAAUUUUUCUGUCCUACUUCAUCUGAAACACAUCUGAAUUUUAAAACAAUUAUCCAAAUAUUUAUCUGAAAUGAUCAGAAAAUGUGUUACUUCAAAGUUUUAAAUGUAUCAGACAUACUCGUAAAGUACCGCGUUUAACUUGACAUAAAAACAAUGAUUUGACAUAAAAACAAUGAUUUCGGAAGAACAAAAACUUAAUAUUUUAAGUAAAUUGCAAUUUUCUGAUUUGUUUUGUUUUAUUAAUUAUUGUUUUAAAUGUUUAUUUAACAUUUUUCCAAAAUUUUCCAUUUUACAAAAGUAUUGCUUGCAAAAAACAUCUGUUCAUUGUUUAUGUUUUUGAAUGAAAACUUGACAAUACUAACAAAGUUAAUUGAGCUUUAAUCUUAAACUGAGUUAAACUAGGUUUAACUUGCUGUUAGAUUAAACUCGGAACAAAUUUAGGCGGACUUUAACCGAUAAUUGUGUUUUUCAGUUAUGGAUUUAAGUUCAGUUAACUUUGUUAGUAUUGCCAAAAAC
Lucilia cuprina (Australian sheep blowfly) is the source of this 4227-nucleotide messenger RNA. RefSeq names its product cullin-5 (gene Cul5). NCBI's taxonomy places the organism in Eukaryota, Metazoa, Arthropoda, Insecta, Diptera, Calliphoridae. Gene Ontology annotation, biological process: SCF-dependent proteasomal ubiquitin-dependent protein catabolic process; protein ubiquitination. Gene Ontology annotation, molecular function: ubiquitin protein ligase binding. Bases 135 to 2555 code for a protein of 806 amino acids. The record is from RefSeq and is a predicted model, not a curated record. Gene Ontology annotation, cellular component: Cul5-RING ubiquitin ligase complex; SCF ubiquitin ligase complex. The transcript is spliced from 7 exons.